AUCUUUGCCGAACCGACGGUGAUAGACUUGCUCGAUGUGCGUGUUUUUGUCGAUACACCGGACGAUAUUCGUUUUAUUCGACGGCUUCAGCGCGAUAUUGUCGAACGCGGUCGAACAGUUGAUUCGGUCAUCGCACAAUAUUUUGCGACGGUGCGCCCGAUGCAUCUCGAAUUUGUCGAGCCUUCAAAACGUCACGCCGACAUUAUCAUUCCCGAAAAUGCGAAAACGGAAAUCGGCAUCGAAUUUAUUUGCAGUAAAAUUCGCGAAGAGAUCAACGGAAACGGCAAAACGGAAAAGGAAAUUUUUGUCUAA
This is a messenger RNA of Lymnaea stagnalis (great pond snail), 312 nucleotides long. The record is from the annotation of a GenBank genome assembly. Lineage: Eukaryota; Metazoa; Mollusca; Gastropoda; Lymnaeidae.